This is a messenger RNA of Miscanthus lutarioriparius, 744 nucleotides long. Lineage: Eukaryota; Viridiplantae; Streptophyta; Magnoliopsida; Poales; Poaceae. The record is from the annotation of a GenBank genome assembly.
AUGGCGUCUCGUGCUCUCUCGGUCCUCCCCUGCCUCGAUGCCAUGGAGCCGGAGAGGCCGCCGCCGGCACUCGUCAGCGAUGUCCUCGAGGAGAUCUUCCUGCGCGUGGCCUCCCCUGCGGACCUCGCGCGCGCCUCCGCCGCGUGCGUCUCCUUCCGCGGCCUCAUCAGCAGCCCGUCUUUCCUCCGCCGAUACCGCUCCGUCCACCCGCCGCUACUUCUCGGCUGCGUCAACCGCGAUGGCUUCCACCCUGUCGAGGCGACCCAUCCCUCUGCGGCUGUGGCCCGUGGUGUCGCCCGGACCGUCGACUUGUCCUUCCUUCCUCAUGGUCCGCAAGGUUGGUGUGCGUAUGAUGUCCGCGAUGGGCGUGUCCUCGUCGGACACAAGUGCCACUUCCGGCGCCUCCGCGAAUGCUGGGACAUCGCGGUGUGCGACCCCCUGUUCCAGCGAUACCUGCUGCUGCCUCCCAUGACCGACGACCUACUCGCCUCCGUCGGCCUCCAUAACAAAGACAUGCACGGAUCCUGGGCCUCCUUGAUCCCUUCUGGAGGCACGGAGGAGGGAACGUCGUUCAGCGUCAUCUGCUGGAUGUUUCCAAGACAAGAUUGGCGGUAUUUAUCUUCUCAACAAAAACAAGCUCUGCUCACUGGGCUGCCGUUAAAUUUUCACAUUAUAACACAUUUGGCCGUCUCUCACGCUAAAUUUUUUCACAGGGUAUAUAUGCCUAUAGGGGCAGGUGCCUAA